AUGCCUUCAACAAGUGACCUCGCUGAUCCCAAGGAAUAUCAGAAGAUUUUCCACUGGGCCGAGACGCAAAAGGAUGCAACUAUCCCUUCCUUUGCAACAAGGCGCAACGAUCCUUAUAAAUACCAAUCUGGUUUUGGCAAUGCCUUCGUAUCGGAAGCGGUGCCUGGUACCAUUCCACAGGGUCAAAAUAACCCCCGCAAUGUUCGCUUCGGCCUUUACGCUGAGCAGUUGACUGCCACUGCGUUUGUGGCGCCGCGACAUGCUAACAAAAAGGCGUGGCUGUACCGUGCUCGUCCGGCAGUUGCACACCAGGGUUUCACGGAACUGCCAGAUAACAAAGACACCGAGUCCAACUUUCUACCACUCAACCCCCGCAUCCAUGUCUCCCCGACCCAGCUGGCCUGGCACCCUUUCGAUAUCCCCGCCAGUGGCGAGGUCGAUUUUGUCUCGGGAUUGAAAACAAUCGCAGGUUCGGGCGAGCCCACCCUGCGCGAGGGUCUGGCCACCCACGUCUACGCAGCCAACACCAGCAUGAAAAAGAAAGCAUUCGUUAACUCGGACGGUGAAUUCCUAAUCGUCCCGCAACAGGGCGCCCUAGACAUUCAGACCGAGUUCGGACCUCUCUUUGUCCAGCCCGGAGAGAUCGUCGUCAUCCAGCGAGGACUGCGCUUCCGCGUGGAACUACCGGACGGCCCGUCGCGUGGCUACAUUCUCGAGGUCUGGGGUUCAUGCUUUGAGCUGCCCGAAUUGGGACCGCUGGGCGCUAACGGACUGGCCAAUGCACGGGACUUUUUGAGUCCCGAGGCUCAUUACGAGAUUGCUCAGGAGCCCUGGGAGAUUGUGUACAAGCUUGGCGGCAAGUUCUUUAAAAGCACGCAAAACCACAAUCCAUUCGAUGUGGUGGCAUGGCACGGGAAUUAUGUCCCCUAUAAAUACGACCUGACCAAAUUUGUCAAUGUCGGCUCAAUCUCCGUUGAUCACAUUGACCCGAGUAUUUUCUGCGUGCUGACGGCCAAAUCGCGCGAUCUGGCCGCACCCCUUGCCGAUCUACUUAUCUUUUCUCCGAGAUGGGAUGUUGCGUCCCACACUUAUCGGCCCCCCUACUACCACCGCAAUGUAGCCUCCGAAUUAAUGGGUCUCAUCUACGGAGACUACGGCGGCCGGAGUGACGCGUUCAAGCCGGGCAGCGUGUCGUUCGAAUGCGGAAUGGUCCCGCACGGCGUCGCCUACGAGGAAUUUAAAGCGGCGAGCGAUAACCCGCCGCCGGUGAUGCAAAUCUCCGAGGGCUCGAUUGCAUUCAUGUUCGAAUCUAGUCGGCCGUUUACGAUUACGGACUACGCGUGGAACAGCGACAAGAAGCACGAGCACGAGCCCUCGAUGUGGGACAGUCUCGUGGACAACUUCUCGAAGCAUGCAAAGGAGAUCGAGGAGAUUCUGGCGAAGACCAAGAACCUGUAG
Molecule: messenger RNA, 1458 nt
Organism: Penicillium cinerascens
Lineage: Eukaryota; Fungi; Ascomycota; Eurotiomycetes; Eurotiales; Aspergillaceae
Product: putative homogentisate 1,2-dioxygenase
Exons: 7
Coding region: 1-1458 (485 amino acids)
Biological process (GO): L-phenylalanine catabolic process
Cellular component (GO): cytoplasm
Molecular function (GO): homogentisate 1,2-dioxygenase activity
Source: RefSeq, a predicted model, not a curated record